GAGAGGGGAGGACAUCUCUGCUGAGCAAAUGUGUGCACAGCGCGUCUAGUGUGUGUUCAGGGGAGAAAUAGAGUGUGGGAGCGGGGAGGGAGAGAAGGAGCGGACGUGUGUUGGUGGGAGCUGGGAGGAAGGAUGGCUGCUCUUGUUUGAGCUGCCUCACAUGUUCAGCAGGAGGCAAACAUUUUUAGUAAUAAUAAAAAUAAUCAUUAAAAAAGCAGCAGGGGCUCAGGAGCAGACUGAGGGACGCGUCUUGUUUAUCAUUUGUUGGGGAGCAGAAAAGACUUGGCAAUGCCCGCUGAAGUGAAAGAGGAACAGAGUUUGGAAGGACCCCCUCCUCUCUCUCUGUCCCAAGAGGUUAAAGAGGUGACCCACGAGAACCCCGCCUCCACCGAUGAACUGGACACGCCCACUUCCACAGCCUCUGUGAUGACCUCGACCAAUGACAGCUCCACAGAGACGGACACCCCCCAGCAAACUGACUCUGAGGCUGUGGAGCAGGACGGAGAAAAGCCUCCAGGUGAGACAAAGGAAACAUCAGCGGUGCAGCAGGAGGACACCCUGACACCAAAUCCAGCGGACCUUACAUCAGCUCAGGAGACUCGAGAUAAAACUUCCACUGAGCAGGCAAGCCCUGAACCCAACGUGGAGCCUCCUGAAUCUGCUACCACAACAGCAACAACAACCACCACCAGCAGCAGCACCACAACCCCACAGCUGGUGCUGCAGUCAGGAAAUCCUCAUCCUAUGAACCCAGAGAGCCAGAACAGAGUCUACGCCCUCCCUGACUCCUACAGAGGCAUCAGUGGUGAUGUCUGUGCAGGAUAUGGGAGCCUGUCUCGUUUUAGCCUCCACGGCUACAUGCCCACCAAAAACUUCCAGCCCGGGGCUCACUACACCUUACCAUUCAUCAGGGACAGCUAUGCCCCUGCGGGCCUCAGCAGCCAGACGGAGGAGGACAGUAAAAAUCCUCUGGACAUGAAGACUGACCUCCCAGCUGUCAGUUACCCAACUCUGGGGGGAAUCCACCAGUUCAGGCCAAUUACCACCAUGGAGCUCCUCAGGGAGCCCUCGAGAACCAGAAGUGGAUAUGACGACGCCUUCAUGGCCCAGCUGGAGGGGAACCUGAACCCUUUCUUCCAGGCCAUGUGUCGAGCACAGACCCUGCAGAUACCUCACAAACGCAGCAGCAUGGUGAGCCUGGACAGCAUCCGAAGAGACCCCCGCUGGAGGGACCCCAAUCUUCAGGAGGUGAUCGCGAUGCUCAGGCACCCGAUGGACCCGGUCAAGUCCAACGCCGCCGCUUAUUUGCAGCACUUGUGCUAUGAGAAUGACCUAAUCAAACAGGAAGUCCGUCAGUUGAACGGUGUGCCAAUCUUGGUAGAGCUGUUGGAUCAUCCCAAGGCUGAAGUCCACCGCAAGGCUUGCGGUGCUUUGCGUAAUAUAUCAUAUGGGAAAGACCACAAUAACAAAAUGACCAUCAAGAAUUGUGACGGCAUCCAAGCUUUAGUCAGACUGCUGAGGAAGACCAGCAGCAUGGAGGUCAAAGAGCUGGUCACAGGCACUCUGUGGAACCUCUCGUCACACGAGCCACUCAAACUGAUAAUCAUCAACCAGGGACUUCAAACCCUGACUGACGAAAUCAUCAUCCCACACUCAGGCUGGAGGAGGAGAGAUUCAGCCGACUCCUCCAAACCACAGAGCGCUGAAUGGACAACUGUCUUCAAGAACACUUCUGGAUGCCUGAGGAAUGUCAGCUCAGAUGGAGCAGAGGCUCGACAGCGACUGAGGGAGUGUGAGGGGUUGGUGGCUGCUCUCCUUCACGCCCUGCAGUCAGCGGUCAUCAACAAGGACACGGACAUAAAGUCGGUGGAGAACUGCGUGUGCAUCCUUCGAAACCUGUCCUAUCACGUCCACAAGGAAAUCCCAGGAGCAGAGCACUUCCAGGAGCCUCACAUUGGUCAUCUGAUGAGAUCCGUGGGCCAUCAGAAGAAGAAGAAUGAACCUGAGUGUUGUGCAGGAAAAAGACCCAAAGAAGAGUGGUUCAGCCAAGGUUGGAAAAAGGGAUUUUUGGACAGAAAAUACAGUACAUUGGAUUUACCAAAACGUACAGAACUAAUGAAAGGCCUGGAGCUGCUGUACCAGCCAGAGGUAGUGAGGCUCUACCUCUCUCUUCUCACCUGCAGUCACAACCACAACACCCUGGAGGCAGCAGCAGGAGCUCUACAGAACCUCGCAGCGGGACACUGGGCUUGGUCCAGUUACAUUCGAGCCACAGUGAGAAAAGAGAAAGGGUUGCCAAUUUUAGUGGAGCUUCUGCGCUCAGAUGCAGAUAAAGUUGUGCGAGCUGUGGCCAUCGCUCUUCGCAACCUGGCUAUUGACAGAAGGAAUAAAGACCUGAUUGGGAGCUACGCUCUAAGGGACCUUGUUGCUAAUCUGCCUUGUGGGCAGCAGCAUCCAGUAAAGAAUCUUGAGGGAGACACAGUGGUUUCUAUUCUGAACACAAUCUACGAGAUCAUCACAGAUAACCAGGAGAACACUCGAAUGCUCAUUCAGGGUCAUGCUGUGCAGAAACUUGUAGCCAUCAAUAAGUCAAGCCAAUCUGCACGAGAGACCAAGGCGGCUUCUCAUGUGCUUCAGACAAUCUGGGCCUACAAGGAGCUGAGAACCACUCUGAUCAAAGCCGGCUGGAACAAAAGUCACUUUAAGCCCACGACUUCAGGAGGGACAAAAAAAUCCAAGAGUGGAAAACAACACAGCGAUGACAUCACUUUGCCUCUCAUGGAGAAAAACCAAGAUGUAUAUUCUACCUUGGAGCCUAAUGACAGAGUUGGAGAUGGAAAGGUGCCUGUUGCAGAGAGAGAUGCUCUUCAGGCGAUAAGUGAAAGGAAACUUUUCAUCAGAGCUGGCAGACCUGCAGUGGGCCUCAUGGAUAACAAACCUCCACCACUGGACUCUUGGGUGUAAACUUGACGACAUGUCCUGCUAAAGUCAGGCAGAUAGCCUAACACUCUGUUGGUAAAUCGCAAAUCUGUGCCAUCGGAUUCCUUCUUAUACAAACACAAUCCAUUUAAAAAAAAAACAGGCUUUUGUUUACUGAACUUAAUGUGCCAAACAUUUACAUGUAAUUAUCGGUAUCGUUGUUGUUAUUAAGGAAAUCAUUUGCCAAUAAGACUUAAUCGUUUAGGAUGAUACUCUAUAAGUUUAAAACUCUUGAUUAUGUGAUAUAUGAGAUAGCCCAAAUAUGCAAACUAUGGUUAAAAGUGACUCCAAAGAAUAUAUGACAUGUAAAAUUUGAAUUUUAAUUCCCAUUUACAGUAUUCUCCUAGUUUAUCAAGCUCGUAAAGCCUGGAAUUGUAUGUGGAUUCUUUAUAUUGUCCAUUUUUUCUGGUUCUAGGCUUAAAGACACAUCUUGGUCCUAAAAUUUUCUUGAGAUAUUUUUAUUCUGUGUCUGAAAUGGUUAGGAUUAGAACUAUAAUCAUAGUUUAGUUUAAUCUUGAUACAUGAGAGUUGAGGUCAUUGGGUCUCAGUACGAGUUGGUUGCAUUUGUUUAAUGGCAGGUAAAAUGGGAUUGUACAUGUGUAACAAAGGACUGUUAAUAAUCUAAAUGAAGGCAUUUAUAUUGCAAUGUUUAUUGUAAUACCCACAUUAUUAAGAGUUAUUCAUGUGUCUUAGCUAAUGCCGGCAAGUGAUACGGAUUUGCUUUGCAGUGGUUCUUUUUGCAUUGCGAUGCUGAAUGAAAAUGAAAAUAAAUGCUGUGCAUAGUUUCUCA
Molecule: messenger RNA, 3769 nt
Organism: Nothobranchius furzeri (turquoise killifish)
Lineage: Eukaryota; Metazoa; Chordata; Actinopteri; Cyprinodontiformes; Nothobranchiidae
Source: RefSeq, a predicted model, not a curated record